Linum trigynum is the source of this 1015-nucleotide messenger RNA. NCBI's taxonomy places the organism in Eukaryota, Viridiplantae, Streptophyta, Magnoliopsida, Malpighiales, Linaceae. The record is from the annotation of a GenBank genome assembly.
CUCAAAUCCCCCCUUAAGCCACUCAAAUCCCCACAAUCUCAAUCUAAAGUGAAGACUGAAUUGAGACUGGACUGGAUCAAAACCGGACAAUAUCCAAUCCAAUUCUUAGUCCUUAUAUUCUCAAAAAAACACGAGCGGGCACGGAUCAAUUCGGGCCAAUUUAACCGGACCGUAUAACCACCCCUAACUAGCUAUAUGUAGCAAUUAAAGAAAGGAAGGAAAGGAAGCCAGAAAGAAAGAUAAGAAGGAGGAGGAGGAUGACGAUGAGAGGAGCUAGGUCUGUAAUAGUAUGGGCAAUCAUCUGGUUGGUUUGCAGCAGCAGUAGUAAUAGUAGUAGUGGCGAGAGCAGCAGGAUGCAAACAGAUCAUCAUACAAUGGAAGCUGCAGGCGUCCCAAGUUGCAGCCCCAUCAGGAUAAAGAACGGCGACCCCACCGCCGGUGCGAUCGCGGCGCUCGUGAGGAAGCUGCUGAGCGCGACGCCGAAGCUCAUCAAUCACCCUGCGAGGAAGCGCUGCUUUCGUGCGUCGUAUGGAGGCAAAACGGCUUACGGUGCCGUGUCCUGUUUCAACGACAUCGCCCACUGCGAGACCUGCCUCGACGCCGCCCUCGAGGUAAUCUCCGACGGCUGUUUCGACAGGAUUGGCGCCCGGGUCAACAUGGGCAGCUGCUUCAUGAGGUUCGAGAACUACAAGUUCUGCAAAAAUGAUUAGUUAGCCCAGCCUAACAGGAAUAAUGCCCAAACGAUUAAUGUAUGGAUGAUGAUAAAUAACAAAAGUGAUUCGUGCAGUUGUUCCUAUGUAUGUAUCUUUUUCAUCUGUGUGUUUCUCUCCAGCUGGGGCUGCUUCCCGCUUCUGGAUGUCAUAAUCUAUGCAUGGCUGCACUUUUUUAAUAAGCUUCGUCUAGGUGUGUGCAAUGGAUUUGAUUCAUAAAUUGGUGAAUCUGAAGAUUAUAUGAAUUAGUGGAUUUAUGGAGAAGUGACAUUUAAGUAUUGGACUAAUAACUAUUUAAGUAUUGG